Messenger RNA from Brassica oleracea var. oleracea, 541 nucleotides. RefSeq names its product sulfiredoxin, chloroplastic/mitochondrial. NCBI's taxonomy places the organism in Eukaryota, Viridiplantae, Streptophyta, Magnoliopsida, Brassicales, Brassicaceae. The coding region runs from base 76 to 444 and encodes 122 amino acids. Gene Ontology annotation, biological process: cellular response to oxidative stress. The record is from RefSeq and is a predicted model, not a curated record. Gene Ontology annotation, cellular component: cytoplasm. Gene Ontology annotation, molecular function: sulfiredoxin activity. The transcript is spliced from 5 exons.
UUUCGUUCACAAAAUUAUUUAAAGAUAUUUUAUCACAGAGAGAGAGAGAAGACGGCGACAACAAGGGCGAAUUUGAUGAUGCUGAGGUUUCCAAGUAGCUUGAGGAGCUUCUCCGUUUCCGCUUCUUCAUCGAACGGUUCGCCGCCGGUGAUCGGAGGAUCUAGCGGCGGUGUAGGGCCGAUGAUCUUGGAAUUGCCGCUGGAGAAGAUACGGAGACCGUUGAUGCGAACAAGAUCCAACGAUCAGAACAAAGUGAAGGAGCUCAUGGACAGCAUUCGCCAGAUCGGUCUUCAAGUCCCGAUCGAUGUGAUUGAAGUUGAUGGAGCUUACUAUGGCUUCUCGGGUUGUCACAGGUACGAGGCACAUCAGAAGCUAGGUCUCCCAACUAUACGCUGCAAAAUCCGCAAAGGAACAAAGGAAACACUAAGGCAUCACCUUCGCUGAGAAUAUUCACUUUAUUUUAUGAAAUGCGUACGUGUUGGAAUCUGUGUAUUUGUCUGUAUAAAACAAUUUAAAUAAAAACUUUGUAUCAUCGCUGAUA